AUGGGGUUUCGACUAUUCGUUUGCCGUUAAACGACGCUGUAGAUCGUAUGUACGGUUUGAUGACUGGCGAAUGGCUUUGUGAAAUCGAACCGAAACAGCCAAAUAUCAAGUCCACACAGUACAUCUAGUCGAGCACAGCGACGUUCGACAGAACGAAAUCGAGCCAUGGUAGAGAUAUCUCUUACUCCAGUGGUCUGUGCAACAUCGUUGCUUCUAGUCUGGGCAGCAUACGUUGCGUACAUGAUAGUAUGGCGCUUAUACUAUCAUCCUCUUUCCAAGUUUCCUGGUCACAAGAUCGUAGCAGUCUCACGAUGGUACGAGGCAUACUAUGAGAUAGUGAGAAAGGGCACGUACUAUGAAAAGAUACAGGAGUUUCAUGACCAGUAUGGUCCUGUUGUACGCGUGGGCCCAGAUGAGUUGCACGUCAGAGACAGUUUAUUUUAUGACGAGCUUUACGCAAAGAACCAGAGAGUCAUCAGGCCAGGUUGGGAGAAUCGAUUUGGAAAUCCAGGGGCUAUGAUUGCCACGCCAUCCCACGUGAUACAUCGACAGAGACGGGCGGUGUUGAAUCCACUGUUCUCUCGACGGUCGAUCCUUGAAUUUCAGGGCAUCGUUCAGCAACAUGUUCGGCACCUCGUAGAGAGAAUACAUGAAUAUCGCAGGGCUGGUAAGCCAGUCACUCUGAGCGAUGGAUUCUGUGCCGUGACCGGAGACAUCAUCAUGGACUAUGCGUUCGGUUUCAACUACAACCACGUAGGAAAGGAUAAUUUCGAGUCGUUUCGGGAAGCAUUGAUGACUAGUGGUGACAUGGGGCACAUCGGAACGUUCUUUCCAACAUUCUUUUCACUUGCGUUCUCCUUGCCAGCUCCAGUGAUCGAAAUGAUGGAGUCGAAGAUGUCAAGUCUGUUACUAUUUCGAAGGAACCUGUCGGAUCUGCUGGAUCGUGUGAUCCGAGGCAACCAUCCACAUGAAAAACGAUAUGAGCGCACAGUAUUUCAGGAGAUCUUGAACAGCGACCUUCCUCCAGAAGAAAAGACAAAGGCACGCCUAACAGACGAGGCAUUCGGCAUCGUCGGAGCUGGUGUCACAACAGUUGCCUUUACUCUCAUGGUCGGGGCAUUCCACAUCAUCAACAACGCGGCUAUCCAUCGGACUCUCAAGCAGGAGCUCAAAAGCGCUUUACCUGGGGACGAUAUCGUUCCUGACCUACUUGAACUUGAGAAAAUACCGUAUCUCAAGGCUUGCAUCCAGGAAGCCGUACGUCUAUCAUACGGUAUUACCGCGAGAAAUCCACGACAGCAUGAUCGUCCCAUGCAUCUCCACGGAUGGACCAUUCCAGCUUUUACGACAAUCUCGAUGACGACAAUAGACGUGCACCAUGAUGAGAACAUCUUUCCGGACUCGUUCAAGUUUAUACCGGAGCGCUGGCUUAAUAGUCCACGUGCACCUGAUGGCGAAGCACUUGAUCACUAUCUCGUUUCCUGGGGCAAAGGUCCGCGAGCGUGUAUCGGCAUAAACCUGGCGUGGGCGGAGCUGUUUCUUACAAUGGGUAGCAUAUUCCGAUCGUUCGACUUUGAGAUGUUCGAGACAGACGCGAGCGACGUGACGUUCAAGCACGAUUUCUUUAUCCCAGAGUCGAAGCUGGACAGUAACGGGCUGCGAGUUCGCGUAGGUUGACGGCAAGACGUUCGCAAUGCCCUCAUAGCGCGUUG
This is a messenger RNA of Pseudovirgaria hyperparasitica, 1712 nucleotides long. Its product is annotated as trichodiene oxygenase. The record is from RefSeq and is a predicted model, not a curated record. Gene Ontology annotation, molecular function: oxidoreductase activity, acting on paired donors, with incorporation or reduction of molecular oxygen; iron ion binding; monooxygenase activity. Bases 166 to 1677 code for a protein of 503 amino acids. NCBI's taxonomy places the organism in Eukaryota, Fungi, Ascomycota, Dothideomycetes, Acrospermales, Acrospermaceae. The transcript has 6 exons.